UCUGUGAUCACAAAAACAGUCACAAAUGAAACAUGUCUGAUAGUCUGCGGGUGUAAACAAGUAAAGUUUAUCGAAAAGUGUAUUCUAAUGGAUUUGCACGGAAAUGAUCGACGAAUGGUCAGAGUCAAAUGGCUAUAUUCGAACGGGAAAUUAGUACCAAGGUGUUGUUAGAUGAUACCGAACCGAUCAGUUGUCACAUCGAGAAUUGGCAGAACAUUAAUGGGCAUACAGAAUUCGUAAUUAGAGUACAUCGAGGUCCAUUUUCCGACCAAACUUGGAAGGUCUACAAGCGCUACAAUGACUUCCUCAAGCUGCAUCAGAUGCUGCAAGUGUCCCGAAUCCCGCUCGAAUUACCCCCUAAAAAGCUCAUUGGCAAUUUGGAUCCUCAAUUUAUCAGCGAACGCCAGCAAGGCCUGCAGAAAUAUUUAAACAGCGUUCUUAUGAAUCCCAUAUUGGUUUCGUCGUUACCCGCGCGGUCUUUUAUAGAUCCGGCCAACUAUUGUCAACCGUUUGGAGAAAUAGCUCUGCAGCAUGUAUCGUUAGUCCUGAGAGGAGAGUUUGGCUGGGAAGUUGUGGGCCCGUUGGUGGAAAUUGGCUGGCGACUUCGCAAGCACUUCUACACGAUCAAGUGCAAAUCGAGAGCCAAAGACGAUCUGAUAGGGAGUUGGACGGAUUAUGGCCCGGAUAAGUACUUGGACGAUAAGGACAUGCAUUCGGUGUUCAAGAGCUUGCAUCAAAUCAAGCAUCCAUACAUUGAUCACAUUGACUUGUGUCUUUGCACGGACAUCGGAGGCCUAGUAGUGAGAGAUAUGAAUAAGAACGGUUCAUUGCGCGAUCUGUUGUGCGGCGCUAAACCAAAAUUGUCUUUUUUGAAAAAGUACGGAAACCCCAAAGGCCAUAAGCUGCUAACGACUGAUGAUAUUGCGCUCUAUGGAAGGCAGAUACUGGAGGCGUUGAAGUUUCUACAUGAAAAAGGCUUUCCAUAUGGCCAUCUGCACAGUGGAAACAUUCUAAUCGAGAACGACCGAGUCAAACUGAUAGAUAUAGAAAAUGGGGUGUUGGGCGUGCCAUCUUACUACCGGCCAUAUUUCAUGCAGCACAAGAAAAUAAGCACACUGGAGGCAAUAGACGUGUACUGUUUCGGUCACGUUCUCUACGAAAUGGCCAUCGGAUCGCCUUUGCACGAAAGCUACAUCGGGGAAGAAAUAUCCGAGUGUCCUCAGCAAAUUAAAAAAAUCUUAGAGUCGGUUUUGUCGCAUGAGGCUUGCAAAAACGGCCUGCCCACCAUUGACGGUCUGCUGGACGAUCCGUUUUUCGCUCGAGUUCAGUUACAUUUGACCGAUGGCGAUCGCGCACAUUUUAAAAUUCCCUCCUCGGUCAAAGAGCAUCUGAAGACCGUAGUGGUUAAGAUUGAGGAUCGGCUCAAAGGUGAGCAGAAAGUGGUGCGAAGCCAGAAACGACUCACCAAAGUCCAGGAGAUGAUGAGCAGCGAGGAGGAGAGAAAGAAGCACCGAAAUCGAAUGAAGCAGCUGAAAGAGCAGAAGAGCAAAGAUGGAUCAAUGAAAAAGAACGGAAAUUAUUUGGACCGGUGCGACAGCGUUAAUAGUAGCGCGGCAACGUCUGUCGGUACUGCUACUCCACCCCCAGCAGCAGGUCCCACGGUACCACCUCCUCCGCCACCACCGGCUCCAUCAAUCGCUCCAAACAUACCGCCGCCUCCUCUAUCUCUUCAAGCUGUGAUUUCUAAUGGAAGUACAGGUAACAGCAGCAGUUCAACCAAAGAUAGAUCAGCUCUUCUAGGGGCUAUCACCAGUUUCGAUAAAGCAGCAUUGAAGAAGGUUCCAGCAGCCGCCGGUAAUCCGCAUUCCUAAAGUCUUGACCAAUCAGAGGGUUAUUAAAUAUAUGUAAUAUAGAGCGAGUUUCGACUGAUAGUCGAACCGCAUAUAGAUAGCCGUUCUGAGCGAGUUUUGCGCUGUUGGAUCAACUGAUGUGAUGGAAUUCUUCUAUCGAAGUAACAUCUUAUGCAAACUGUAAAUACUUUGGGGCCAUAUCUUUAACCCAGUCCGGGUUUCUAUGUAAUCAGCUAGGUCAGUGUCUAUAUUGUAGUCCCAAAUCGAGCAUUUCUUUAGAUAAUUACAAUAAAUGUAAAUUUAAAAAAUUAAUGUUCCUUUACGGUGUGUCAUAUUAUGAAUCUUCGUACUUUCGUGUUUCACUUGCAAAUUUCUCGUGCCAAUUCUUCAGGGGCAUUUAGAUAGAAAGGGGUUACUGCUCGUUGACUAUUGAACUUGUUGGCCUUUAUAAAUGUUUCUAAUGUUAGCUUUAUUUCAGUCAUAAAUCGCUGCGGAUUAAUUACAUAAUAUUUACUUAGACUGCAUUUUAGCUCGAGUUUUACAUUUUCUCUCACAUGAAUGAGUGACUCGCUUUUACAAAAUAUCGUAUCAUCAAGACCGUAAGUCUUCAAUAUGCCCCUUAGAACACAUUAUUUGAUCGUUUAAAGCGUUACAGCGCCAUAUUGAGUUGCACGACGGCGGGCUUUGUAAAGCUUUUUCAAUAUUCAAUUCAAUAUUAUCGCGCUAUACGAAUGGUACAGCCUGUAUUCGUUUUACUUACUUAUAUUUGCUUUGUUAUAAAGUGAAAAAAUGAAGGUUACACAAUUUUGCUUUUGAUUAGCUGAGAUUGUUUCUCAAUUUUUAUGUCUCCGUUUGUAAGAGGUUUUAUUUGAAUGUGUACUCAUAGUUAACUAGAGUGAUCAUUUUCCUGGAAAUAUCGAAAUAAUAAUUUCAUAAAAACAUAUAUUUUUGUCAAAUGAAUCUUAAAAUCUAAUAGUAAGGUUCGCUAGUCAGUCUUACAUUGAAAAUUAAUCGAUUUCAAUGUAGUGAUGAGCAAGUAAGCAAAGUGAUGUUCUGCACGUGAGAUCUUAUUUCCUAAUUUCUAUACUAUUAAUACUAUUGAUUGGGAACAUCCUCAAUAAUAACAGAUAUAUGCCAAAAUAAAGUUUAAUCCUAAGUU
Messenger RNA from Dendroctonus ponderosae (mountain pine beetle), 3009 nucleotides. Its product is annotated as PX domain-containing protein kinase-like protein. The coding region runs from base 129 to 1871 and encodes 580 amino acids. Gene Ontology annotation, cellular component: early endosome; extrinsic component of endosome membrane; late endosome. Gene Ontology annotation, biological process: protein targeting to lysosome; early endosome to late endosome transport; protein phosphorylation. NCBI's taxonomy places the organism in Eukaryota, Metazoa, Arthropoda, Insecta, Coleoptera, Curculionidae. Gene Ontology annotation, molecular function: phosphatidylinositol binding; actin binding; protein kinase activity. The transcript is spliced from 9 exons. The record is from RefSeq and is a predicted model, not a curated record.